This is a messenger RNA of Branchiostoma floridae (Florida lancelet), 1814 nucleotides long. RefSeq names its product hydroxyacid oxidase 2-like. Gene Ontology annotation, molecular function: FMN binding; oxidoreductase activity. The record is from RefSeq and is a predicted model, not a curated record. Bases 228 to 1136 code for a protein of 302 amino acids. The transcript has 7 exons. Lineage: Eukaryota; Metazoa; Chordata; Leptocardii; Amphioxiformes; Branchiostomatidae.
AAGGGAUUGACAGAUUGGCUUGAUCUUGACACUCUUUCCUCCCUCAAAAGCUUCUGUAUGUAUUGACCUGGUACAUACGGAUACCCUUUGUUCUCCGUCAUACAAUCUUUCCUCCCUUCAAAGCUUUGGUACAUUUUUGACUGACCAGGUACAGACUGCUGCCGCGUGUCCUGCGUGAUGUGUCCAGUGUGGACACUACGGCCACAGUACUGGGCAGCCGACUGGACAUGCCUGUAGCCCUCUCACCCACCGCUCACCACUCACUCGCACAUCCUGAUGGAGAAAAGGCAACUGCAAAAGGUGCAGCAUCAGCCAACACAGCUUAUGUGGUCAGCUCGUUUGCCAACCAUUCCCUGGAGGACAUCGCCCAGGCUGCCCCGGGAGGCGUCCGCUGGUUCUACCUGAUCCCGCAGAACGACCCCGGCCGUACAAAGGAACUGCUCCGGCGGGUGGAGAGCGCGGGAUACUCGGGGAUCUGGCUAACAGUGGACCAGCCUCGCUUCCAGUUCCAACAACGUCCGGAAAGUAAUUUGGAGUCGGCUGCAAGCGUCAUGAGGCUUCCUAAUCUGACUUUUGAGGAUGUGCCCGGCGAUGCUAGCUCACAAGAGUUUACGACCUACUUGAGUGACAACGUGAGGCAGCCAAUCACGUGGGAGGAUGUGGUCUGGUUGAGGAAGAAUACGCAGCUCAAAAUCGUGCUGAAAGGAAUUCUGACAGCUGAGGAUGCUAAGGAAGCAGUAAGAGUAAGUGUUGACGGUAUCUGUGUGUCCAACCAUGGGGGUAGACAGCUGGACGGAGUACCUGCUACGAUCGAUGCCCUACCGGAGGUUGUCCGUGCGGUAGACGGUAAGGCGGAGGUUUACCUGGACGGAGGGGUCCGGACUGGGACAGACGUGCUGAAGGCCUUGGCGCUGGGGGCCAGAUGUGUGUUCAUCGGCAGACCCGCGCUCUGGGGACUCGCUUGUAAUGGUGCAGAAGGAGUCCGUCAAGUUCUUGAGGUGUUGAAAGACCAGCUGAAUCUGGCCAUGGCACAGACAGGUUGCACCCAGAUGUCUGACAUCAAACCAUCCCUGGUCAUACACGAGUCUUACUACCUUCAUGGUCGCCACUGUCACACAGGGACAUGCAACAACUAACUGUGGGGAAAACUUUAUCAUCAUCAGUCGAUGUGCUUACACACAACAAGAUUAUACCGGCCCUUACAGGGUGACAAAAACUAACUACAAGACAGCGAUACGCCAGGUCUUGCAUUUGAGUGAAUGGUGUAAAUCACCAUAUGGCUGAUAUGAGACGGAGGUUCAUCAGACCUCCAUCCGGGUGAUGUGUAGUGAGCUUAACUCUGUGUACUGAGCGUCUUCACGCAACAUUGUCAAUUUGUCUGACUCCUCAUUUUUAAUGAAUCAUAGCUCAGUUGGAAAGUGAUCUGUUUUCUUUUUAAUUUUGAGUGCAAUAUUCAUUGGAUUAGGUUUUUUUUUAGUAUUGUUGGAUAUUAGUAAUAUAUUAUGCAAAUGCCAUGUAUACACAAGUUGCAAUAAGUUCUUCUGCUUCUUUCAAAUGCACACAUGAACAUAUGAAUUAAUAUGUAAAUCAUUACAUGAAUGGAAAAGAGAUUAUAACAACAGAAACAAACGUUAACCUAGCAAUGUUUCUAUUGCCAUUCUGCUACCAACUGCAAGGUGGCGCUGCAGUGUGAUCAACUACAGUCAUUAUGAUUUAUCAAUAAAACUGCUGUAUAUCAUCAGGCACUUGUCAUCAAGUAUGUAUUAUAGUUAGAUACAGGAGAAUUCUGAAUAAACAAAUUAUGCCAUUCAUAA